ACGCACCGCGACGACAAAUCAGAUUUCACUCGGCGACUCGAAUCGGCCGGCGAAUCGACACGGGGAACGAGCAACGGAUGCUAUUGGCGCGUUUGCGGAAUGUUGAGGUUAGUUCCCGUCGCGUCGGUCGUGGGCCCAGGCGCGUACGCGCCUGCAUGUUUGCGCAGUCGAUCCGGAGUGCGCCGUGACUCGGGGAGAGGGAAAGCCGUCAACUAUGGCCGGCGCGGCAGGCAGGCUACGGGAGAAAUGUGGCAGCGGGUUUCGCUUAGUACCGACUUAGACUGCUCUAAGUGGUGGUCGUGUGCACGCUCGCGCCCGUCGUCGCAUCCUCUCGCACGAGCACGCACUAUCGGGUUGUCAGGUCGGAGGAGAUCAGUGCGGAACACGGCCGACGGGGAACGUACGCGACUCGCACAACCGAGCGACGACGUCGACGACGGUAACGACGACGACGACAACAACGACAGUCGGUGGUGACAGUGGUGACAAACCGUCUGCGGCGGUGAACAACGGGUCCAGGCAUUCCGGCGGACUGCUCUCGGCGUCGCACGUGAUUGAUCGUCGUGCGAUUCACGCGGGAAAAAAAGUCACGUCGCGUGAUUCCGCCGCUGUUAUCGCGCCCAAACGCUCGCCCCUGUCAUCAGAGAUCGAGCGAGGGAAAGAGAGAGCAAGGGAGAGAAGCGAGGGGAGCCGCCGGGAGACAUAUUUACAUCGCGGGUAACCUAAAAACCGAUCUCGGCGCAGCGUGAUAUCGGUAGGACGCGCGCGCAUGCGCGUUGCGGCUCGCUCUCGUGCGCGAAUUUCAAGCGAGACGAGCGCGGGGUUCACGUGUUACGUGUACGCGAGACGCGGACAGUGUUGGUGAAGAAGUGCUCCCGCGAGGAAAAGUGCUACGAUUUUGCCGGGCAGUGAGUGCGAGACUACGCGUCGUUUCCGCGAGUCGGUUAUAGGUUCGCAACGUCGGAAGUUUCGCUCGGUGAAACGACCGCUCGUUUCACUCGCGGCUCGUUCGCCAAGAGAGAGAAAAAGAGAGAUCAAUGAGAGCUCAAUCAACUGACGUUGGAAACCGGUGAAAACGAGGGGGAAGGUAAUCGAGCGAGCGUGCGAGCGAGCGACUAGCCAUUUCGCAAAGUAGUAACCGCGCGCGCGGGCGAAUGCAUGACGGAUCAUGGUUUCCGCGUCCGGUCCCAUAUCCACGGGGAUCCUAGCGGGACGCCCUUCUGGGUCGCAGGGCUCGCGGCAGAAUUGUGGCGCGGAGUGCGAGAAGGACGCACAGGCGGCGAAGAGCGCCAAAAGCCGGCACGAGUCGGACCUCUACGUCAGGCCCAGCUGGACGGACGCCGCGAUAGCGUUGGAUCAACUCGAGAAAGGGAAGGCGGAGGGUCAGAGGUCGGCGGUGUGGAUCAGGGCGCGACUGCAAGAUCAACUGAGUCAGCUGGGUUACUUCCUGCAGAGGCAUGCUGGGAAAGUGCUGUUCGUCGCGAUCCUCGCGCUGGCGACGUUCUGCGUCGCCCUCAAAUCCGCGCAGGUUCAUAGCAAGGUCGAGCAACUGUGGGUGCAGGAAGGCGGAAGGUUACAGAAAGAGCUGACCUACGCCUCGGAGGCUCUCGGCGAAGCCGCCGCCUCGACGCACCAGCUCGUCAUCCAGACACCGAGGCAUUCCGGGGCAAAUAUCUUGCACCCGACCGCGCUCAAGGAACAUUUGACGGUCCUGAAGGCUGCGACGCAGGUUAAGGUGCACCUGUUUGAGAUCACGUGGAGACUGAAGGACUUGUGUUACGCGCCGAGCAUACCUAACUUCGACCUGCACUACAUCGAUCAGAUUUUCGACAGUAUUAUACCGUGCGCCAUCAUCACGCCCCUUGACUGUUUUUGGGAAGGCAGCCAACUUCUAGGUCCGGAAUAUCCCGUUCAUAUACCCAGUGGGGCGUACAACAAACCCGUCCAAUGGACGAACCUGAAUCCUUCCAGUAUGCUGGCCGAGAUGAAGAAGUUGCAGUUCGCGUUUCCCUUUAAAACGCUCGAGGACUACAUGAAGAGGGCCGGAAUAACGAAUGGCUAUCAGAGCAAGCCGUGUCUGAAUCCGGCGGAUCCGGAAUGCCCAGAAACCGCGCCUAACAAAAAAUCUCAACAGGUACCUGAUGUAGGAGCCGAACUGACAGGAGGCUGCUAUGGAUUCGCCGCUAAGUAUAUGCAUUGGCCCGAAGAACUGGUGGUCGGCGGUGCAAAGCACAAUAAAACGGGCCACUUGACCCGGGCAGCCGCCUUGCAGACUGUGGUGCAGUUAAUGGGAGAACGGGAGCUGUACGACUUUCUGGCGAACACUUACAAAGUCCAUCAUAUGGAUUGGUCACAGGAGAAGGCCGCCCAGGUGUUGGAGACCUGGCAGAGAGCGUUCAGUAGCGAGGUGAAGAAAGUGCUGGAAGCCAACGGAUCGACACCCUACAAUCUGUAUGCCUUCAGUACGACUACGAUGAACGACAUACUCGGAAAAUAUAGCGAGGUGUCCGUCAUGAAGAUCGUCAUCGGAUGCGUGCUCAUGUUAGUGUAUGCGGGAGUAGCGCUCCUUCGUUGGAAGGAUCCGGUGCGCUCACAAGCCGGAGUGGCGAUAGCCGGCGUGAUGCUCGUCUGUGCCACGGUAGCCGCCGGGUUGGGCUUCUGCGCGCUCUUGGGAAUCCCGUUCAACGCCGCCACGACGCAGAUAGUGCCAUUUCUCGCGCUCGGUCUGGGCGUACACGACAUGUUCCUGCUAACGCACACGUACGCCGAGUUGUCAGUGAACGAGGUGCCCAGUGGCGAGCAGACCGGAGUCGUCCUCAAGAGAACCGGCCUGUCGGUGUUGCUGACGGGCCUCAGCAAUGUCUCCGCCUUCUUCGCGGCAGCAUUAAUCCCGAUUCCGGCUCUGCGAGUCUUCUGCCUGCAGGCCGGUAUCCUACUGCUGUUCAAUUUGGCCGCCAUGCUGCUGGUGUUCCCCGCGAUGGUCAGCUUAGAUUUGCGCCGCAGGCGUUCCGGACGAGCGGAUAUUCUCUGUUGCUGUCUCCCGGCGUCACCUAACUCCAGCAAGAACAAAUACUCCACGAAGAACAACGGCACGGUCAAGCAAACGGUCACCAGGGCGAUACCGCCUGAACGACGAGAGACCUGCACGCAGAUCUUAACGUCGCAAAACGCACAGAACGAAUCCUGGAUAGGUGGAAGCAUCGACGUGGAAUUGGACAAGCAAUGCACCGAAGAGGACGCUCUGACUGGUUGCACGCAAGACGACUGCCUGAGUUUCUCAUUGACACAGCUCGCGGCAAGGUAUUACGCACCCUUUAUCAGCAGACCAACCACCAAGGUGUUCGGCAUGUUUGUCUUGGCGGCCGUGUUGGCCGGCAGCAUGUGGCAAGCAUUACGUGUGCGCGAUGGUCUCGACCUGACCGACCUGGUGCCGCAGAAUUCGAAUGAGUACGCAUUUCUUGCCGCCCAAGCGAAACACUUUGGCUUCUAUAACAUGUACGCCGUGACCGGUCGGGACUUUGAAUACCCGAACAAUCAGCGACUACUGUACGAGUACCACGACGCGUUUAUGAGGAUCAAGAACGUUAUCAAGAAUGAUAACGGCGGUCUGCCAGAGUUCUGGCUCGGCCUCUUCCGCGACUGGCUCAAGGGUCUACAGACAGCUUUCGACAAGGACUACAACAAUGGCUGCAUCACGCAAGAGAGAUGGUACCAGAAUGCCAGCGACGAGGCGAUUUUGGCGUACAAACUGCUCGCGCAGACCGGCUACGUGGAUAACCCUAUCGACAAGACGCUGAUCACACAGGUGCGCCUUGUCGAUUCCGACGGCAUCAUCAAUCCACGCGCCUUCUACAACUACUUGAGCGCCUGGGCGUCCAACGACGCGCUUGCCUACGGCGCCUCUCAGGCGAACCUCAGGCCCGAACCGCGUCAGUGGUUCUACACUAACGACCAUGAGCUCAAGAUCCCAAAAAGCAUGCCGCUCACGUACGCCCAGAUGCCAUUUUACCUUCACAAGCUCACCGACACGCAGGAAAUCACCGAGUUGAUUGCCAGCGUGCGCAAUCUCUGCAGAAGAUUCGAGGAACGUGGCCUGCCAAACUUUCCGUCCGGCAUACCUUUCCUCUUCUGGGAGCAGUACAUGGAUCUGAGAAGCUGCUUGGGCUUCGCUCUCCUAGCCGCGUUGGGCGCAAGCAUAGUGGUGAUCGGUGUGCUGUUGUUGAACUUGUGGGCUGCACUGAUGGUCGGCUCUUCUUUGGCUGCCGUUGUUCUACAACUGUUAGGCAUUAUGGGUCUGUGCGACAUUAAAUUGAGCGCCGUACCUGCGGUACUGCUAGUGCUCAGCGUGGGUAUCGCUGUUCACUUUACAGUGCACAUUUGCUUGAGUUUCGUCACCAGCGUAGGCAGUAGGGACCGCAGAAUGCGCUUGGCCUUGGAGCACAUGUACGCGCCCGUGAUCCACGGCGCGCUUACCACGCUGCUCGCGGUAUCGAUGCUCGCCUUCUCCGAGUUCGAUUUCAUAGUCAAUUAUUUCUUCCUCGUGCUGCUCUGCCUGAUCGGCAUCGGCCUGAUCAAUGGUAUCUUCUUUUUCCCCAUUCUGCUGUCACUGGUCGGACCGUCGGCGGAAGUAGUGCCGAACGAUCAUCCGGAUCGUAUAUCCACGCCUACACCGCCGCCGUCGCCAAUCGUGAGGAGAUCCAAGCCACCUGCGCCACCCAGGCGAUCGCACAGAAUCGAUAACGCUCGACUGCACGCCGAACCGUCGCUCACGACCAUCACCGAGGAGCCCAAUUCGUGGCACAGCACACAGGAGUCCUGCAUCAUCGUCCAGCCGGAGGUCAAGGUGGAGACCACGUCCACGUGCGGCAAUCAGAACUGUAGCGGAUCGGACACGAGUGGGUCUAGUCAAACGUCGCCGGUUCCGUCCACGUCGCAUAUCACCACUAAGGUCACCGCGACGGCGAACAUUAAGGUCGAAGUUCACACGCCGUUAACCAUAGGUGGAGUGGAUCGUGGUGAAAAAUGCCGGCACACGGGCACCAGCAGCCGAAGGAGCUCGCGCUGCAGUACGAACGUUAGUGCUGGGGAGUCUUCCAGCUCCAGUCCUGAACCGGAUACGGAAUCUAACCCAAAACACUAAUAACAAGUACCGAGGAGACCGGCAGCUACUGCUCAAGUACCACGCAAAGCGGGAACACACAGAAGGCUGACUAGGAUAGGUAAUAGGUUUCUCCAUCCCCCUACCCCCAACUUCUUUGCCCCUUUUCCUUGCUCUUUUCAAAUCUGACGACCGCUUCUUCUCCUGGAGUGAAUAACAACGCGACACGAUUGUCUUGCUCGGAUCUUAAGAACGAAAAGUAUUAUAAUAACGCGCGCAACUCUGCCGAGUGCGUCUUCGCACUGUGAAAGAAGAAAACGUUCUUGUCGUGUGUUUAAUUUACCUCUUACGAUCACGACACUCUUCACUCACAUAUUGUGUCGGAACGUUUCAUCUUUUCGGACACUAUAUUUAAUAACGUCCGCGAUAGCGCAACCUACAAAAGUAGAAUCGUUCCGAUCCUGAAGCUUCGUAAAAUAGUUCUCCUGAACACUUAAUCGGCGUAUCGCACGUGGGAUGAUAUCAGCAGGAGCGAUCACGUGUACGAGAUGAACCUUAAUAGAUCAAUCUAAUAGUCCGUUUUAGAUAAAUUUAUUUAAAUUGACGUUUUACACUGUAAUAAGGGCGAUUUGCACUGUAUACUACCGAGAGGCACGCAAGGAUAUCGCGCGGCUCUCACUCUUACGAUCGUACAAGGCAACCUACUUCCGUUCGUCAAAGCGAGACACACGUCAGUAUGUUGGUUAUAGUAGUAUCGAUAAGAUGCCUGCCGAAUGAGAAGAAGCGUGUUCACUGCGAACUGUACAUACCUGCCACGUAGGUAUUUAACUAGAAAGCUAAAGGCUACUGCCACUGGAACGCGACCUGUCUCCUAAAUGUAAUCGCGAGGUCCUGAGAGAACGAUGACGACGACGCCGCUUCGCCGAAUCGAAGGGACUUUAUGCGUUUCAGAUAUUACUAUUUAUUUUCUACGUUAAUCAUAUUGUGUAACGUGCAAUGUAUAUAUGUCUACAAGCGCGCUACCGAAUCUCUCUAAGAUCUAUUUAUUAUUUAUUUUAAUUCCUCUGCGUCUCGCGCUGUCGCGCGGCUGUACGAAAACGGUGCAAGCUGAAUAGCACGAUACCCACUCACCACUCACUACUCACCACGUCACCACUCUUGUCCACCACUCUCGCGCGACAACUUGUAAAAAAAAUAUAUUAUUUAUGUCGGAGUAAUACAGAGUAUUCUUAUCACGCACGACACGGUACUUAAUUUAACGAAGUAUCUAUUCCUAUUCUCACAUUCAUACCUCUAAUAUGUAUAAAGUUGUAAUAUAUGUCGUACCGUGACACUACACACUCAUUUGCACAACGUCUUCACACACGUCUCUUCUUCCUUUUUUUCCGGUGAAGUUAGCAGCGCACCAAAUUGACACGAUCACGAGCAACCGCGCUCUCGUGGGGGCUUGCGUUUGCGUUUGUGACAUUGGAUAUCUCGUGUAUUGUCACUUCCUGUCAUAACCGAUCAUCGUGCAAGCUCGUGAACAGUUGUGACCAAUUUGAUGAUGCGUGCCUAACUUGGCCGGAAAAGAGCGUGUGCAAGCGAGUGUACAAUAAUCGCUGCGUCAAGCAUUUGUCGUAAGGUGUGACACCCAUUAAAUUAUGUAUAAUGUAGGAAAAAGGAGAUUUUUGUUAUAUAUGUGUGUGUGUACGCGUAUAUACACGUACAUAUAUAUAAAAGAAAUAUCGAGUCAAUUUUGUAUACAUAUGCGACACGACUAGCUGUUAGUAUUUAAAGCGACGGGACGCGUGUCCGUGCGACGCGGCUUUUGCACAUUGUAUAAAGUAUAUUCUGUAUAAGUUCGGAAGGGAAAAAAAUAGUCAAUAUACCUCUAAUAUACGUAUAAAUUGCACCAUGACUCUAUUACUUCGAACAUUUCUCUCUUGUACGUAAUUAUUUUUGUUGUAUCGAGUGUAGGAGUGAUUACUUGUACCAUUUAUAAUCCUAUCUUUUGUAAAUAUAGUAACAUUGUACUAAAA
Molecule: messenger RNA, 7119 nt
Organism: Odontomachus brunneus
Lineage: Eukaryota; Metazoa; Arthropoda; Insecta; Hymenoptera; Formicidae
Gene: ptc
Product: protein patched
Exons: 12
Coding region: 1169-5140 (1323 amino acids)
Biological process (GO): smoothened signaling pathway
Cellular component (GO): plasma membrane
Molecular function (GO): hedgehog receptor activity; hedgehog family protein binding; smoothened binding
Source: RefSeq, a predicted model, not a curated record